Messenger RNA from Fomitopsis serialis, 821 nucleotides. RefSeq lists its product as uncharacterized. Bases 37 to 561 code for a protein of 174 amino acids. The transcript is spliced from 6 exons. The record is from RefSeq and is a predicted model, not a curated record. Gene Ontology annotation, molecular function: acyltransferase activity, transferring groups other than amino-acyl groups. NCBI's taxonomy places the organism in Eukaryota, Fungi, Basidiomycota, Agaricomycetes, Polyporales, Fomitopsidaceae.
GCAGACCCCCUCGCCAUUGCUCUGACUGGCGGAAAUAUGCGUAUACUUCCCUACUUGAUACGAGCGAUGGUCGGCGCUAUCGCCUUCACGUGUGGCGACAUGUAUGCCGCUUUCAACGAGCGUGGUGUUAUGGUGGGAUUUCAGGGUGGGUUCCGCCGGGGCAGCUGCUCUUUUCGACGUAACGAAGAGCAGAGGGACCGGCUUACGGACUUCAACGCUCGACUGUCAGAGAAAGCGAAGGAAUACUUUCCGAAGGCGAUGGGAGUUGACUUUCCGAAGACGAUUGAUGAGUUCACUGGCAUAGAGAACUGCGAACUGAACACGUACUGGUGCAACUUCAACUUCGUUGCUGCCGAGUAUCAACAGCAGGGUAUCUCGACGGCAAUGACAGAGCUUGCCUACCAGAAGGCUAAGCCUCACGGAUGGAUCAUGGCACUUGCCACUACGCACGUCCGCAAUGUCGCAAUUUACUGUCGUCUAGGCUUUGAACUGAUGGGCUACCGGAACAUGGCUUCACCGUUCGUCGAUUGGCCAGCAUGGAUCUAUAUGAGAAAGCCGUAACAUCACGCCGUGGCUAUUCUAUAAGCUGUGACAAUAUUGACCUUCAGCGAACUCGAGUCCUUGACAUAGUACUUACCAUCAAAUGUAUAGGACCUUCGACUCGUCGCAUCCAGCGUCAAAUAGCCCAUUCUACUGCCAAUCUGUACCACAAACACAACCGACAGUCAGUGGUCAAUGGUCUGGUACUUACAGGUGCCGUUGUCGUCGAAGCGCAGAUGUCCACAGACCAGUGAGGUCAAUGUAUAGAUCGACCAUUGACG